Epithele typhae is the source of this 2574-nucleotide messenger RNA. RefSeq lists its product as uncharacterized. The transcript has 4 exons. The coding region runs from base 1 to 2574 and encodes 857 amino acids. Lineage: Eukaryota; Fungi; Basidiomycota; Agaricomycetes; Polyporales; Epitheliaceae. The record is from RefSeq and is a predicted model, not a curated record.
AUGCUCCCCACACCGCCCUCAACGCAUUCAUCGCGAUCGAGCUCCCCUACGCCGGCUCCGGCUCCCCACGCAGAGUCAGCCGCGACCGACAACAACGCGUCGAAAAAGAAGAAGAAAAAGAAGUCAAAGAAGGGCGCAAAGGCGAAAGAGCCGUCUGCAGGCAAGGUGCAUGGAACUGAGAGUUCUGACGAUCGCCCACCCGUCCUCUGCAUCAGUCGCAACAAGCAUUGGCGAUACAUCAGUUCAUACCAUGGUCCAUGGCUCCAACUUCCGCUCGAGCUGCUCGAGUCUCUUCUCCUCCUCAAUCUCGACCCUACUACGCUCUCUGCGGCAGAUCAGAAGCUUCCUCCCCUCCCCUCCCUCCCCUCCCCGACGCACCCUCCACGCUCGAAUGCCUCGCAAAAGCAGCGCGACCGCGGCUUUUCAGGCCUCGGCGACUACUCCCCGCCCGGGUCGCCAUGCACGCAGUUCGCCUCGCUAGCACCCCCACCACUCCUACCUCCACCGUGUCCGGGCAAGGCAACGCCCCCACCCAUCGACCCCGGCGUGUUCCGCUCGGUCACACACAUACGGAGACUCAUUGACGAAGCCUCUGAGCUCUCUGUGCGCGCGAGCUCGGGCAUGUCUGCGGCGGCACUCGGCUCUCUUCAUGGCGGCGGUGGAGGUAUGGGCGGCGGCGCGUGGGGGGCGGGCGCGCCGUCGUAUGGCCUAGGCUCGCUUGGAGAUGCAGGCGGACGCAAUGUCGCGAUGUCGGCCAUGCGCGUGCAUCGACUACGAGCACUCGCGGUGCAGAAGCUAGCGGCAGCAUACAAGGCGGACGAGAUCGCGUCGAGCGUGAUGGUGAUGCAAGGCGGGAGUGUGUUUGACGACAUCGCGGAGCGGGUGCUGAGAACAGACCCAACCGAUGUGGACGCGCGAUAUGUCCACUUCUUCCACGAAAAGAUACCUUCCAGGCAACUCGCCGAGUCCACGUCAACACACGUCCUGGACGAGUUGAUAGCCGCAAACCCCACCCGCCUCGAGUUCCACCGAACGCGAGGCAUCGUUCACUGUUUCCGCGACGAGUACGGCUCUGCUGUCAAGGAUUUCACGCACGCUAUCCGAGAAGCGCGGUCCAUUCGGAAGGCUCGAACCGCGCAUAUGAACAGCAACCUCGGCGACAAGCAACGUGCCAAGGGGUCGAAGAAGAAAAAGAAGGGGAAGGCAGACGGAAGCAAGACCAAUGGUCAGGUCUCACCGAAUGGGACGAGCGCAAGCGCAGGGGUCCUAGAGGGGAUCAGCGUCGAGGGGCCAGACGGCGAGCCCAUCUUACUUCACCCGUCCGUGCUCCCCGACGCUCCCGAACCCAUAGAGCCCCAAUGUCUCUUUCUCCGCGCAGCGGCAUACCUUCAGCACGCCGUGUUUCUUAUCGAGGAAGCCAUUUUAAAGCUCGAGAACAUUCGCAAAGCACCUUCGAUCGAUGGAGCGGAGAUGAGGCUCUGCUAUAUCGAGAACGGCAAAUACGGCGGCGUGGAGAUUAGCAACCCGGACGGCCCUCUCGGACGCCGCGACGGCCCGAAGCUCACGGCGUACCGCACCGCACUCACGGAACCCAGUUUCCGUGAGCAGAUCACAUCCCUGGUGAAGAAGAGCAUGCGAGAUCACCGCCAGUUCCUCACCCACUUCGACACGCUUGAAGGCGCCCUUGGGUACACAGACAGGGAUAUCGUCCAACGCAUUGAAUACGCCUUCCUCCUCUCCGAAUUCCUUCGCCCGGGGAGCCAGAGUACGCCGCCACCCGUGCCAAACGCCCCACCAAUGUUCACUACCUACCACCCGCUGCUCGUCGAGAGCCAUUUCAGCAUUCUCAUCGGCUAUCUCCUGCUCAGCGACUUCCCCGCGCUCCUCACCGCGUUCUCUCGCACCGCCGCCCUCGUCGACGGACUCGAAGGGUACCCGGUCUUCCUUCCUCCACGUUCAAUGUCCCAGGCAGAGUUCAUCGAGAUACUCGAGCGCCUCGCCGGGGGCUGGCGCAACGGCAUUCAGCCCCAUUCCCGUGCGCGCGCCAGGGCUCGCGGCAACACGCUGGCAAUCGAAGGCCCCGCCCCUCCGUCCCCUCUAUCGUCCCAGUCCCCGUCAACGAGCCAGCUGGCGCCCCGGAUGCCCACCCCGCCGACGCCCGACGAGACUGGCUGGGAUGCAGAAGGGAGACCCGGCCCGUCGUUCUCCACGCACAGCCUCGCCGCUUCCUUAGGCGUGAACGGCUCCAGCUCGUCGUCUAAGGUCCCGCGGCCCUCCUCCUCCUCGCGACGCGAUCCGUCUCCGGAAGAAAAGGGAGCGCGCCGAACCCCGCCGUCGCCUGGCGCGCAGGACCUGGCCGGCGUUCUCGAUGCGGCGCGGGUGUUGCUCGCGCCGGUCGCAAAGCGGCAGCGCGAGAAGGCGGAGCAGGCCGAGAGGGAGCGGGCGGGCGCGAAAAGCAAGAGCAAGAAACCGCUCAACAUCAACAUUCCCUUGCACGGGCCCCGGGUGGAGAUUGUGCUUGCGUGGAUGGCGGCGGGGAGUUUGUACGAGCUCGACGGAGGCGCGCAGGCUUGA